This is a messenger RNA of Lodderomyces oxycetoniae, 1053 nucleotides long. RefSeq names its product sterol-4-alpha-carboxylate 3-dehydrogenase (decarboxylating) (gene ERG26). The transcript has a single exon. Gene Ontology annotation, molecular function: 3-beta-hydroxy-Delta5-steroid dehydrogenase (NAD+) activity. The record is from RefSeq and is a predicted model, not a curated record. The coding region runs from base 1 to 1053 and encodes 350 amino acids. Gene Ontology annotation, biological process: steroid biosynthetic process. NCBI's taxonomy places the organism in Eukaryota, Fungi, Ascomycota, Pichiomycetes, Serinales, Debaryomycetaceae.
AUGUCUAAGGAGCUCAAUUCGGUUUUGCUUAUAGGGGGUGCUGGGUUUUUAGGACUUCAUUUAAUUCAACAAUUUUAUACGCAUUGUCCAGGUAUAAAAAUUACUGUAUUUGAUAUACGUCCAAUACCACUGAAAUUAUCGAAAUUUUUCACUUUUGAUGCUAAAGAAAUUUCAUUUUUUGAAGGGGACUUGACCAGUACUGAGGAUGUAGGUCGAGCUAUUAAAGAAUCUCAAUGCGAUGUAAUUGUUCAUUCAGCUUCACCCAUGCAUGGAUUAUCGCAGGCCAUAUACGAGAAGGUAAAUGUAGAAGGGACACGUAAUUUGUUACAAGUUGCAAAGAAUACAGGAAUUGGUGCAUUUGUGUAUACUUCUUCCGCAGGUGUCAUAUUCAACGGACAAGAUGUGAUCAAUGCCGAUGAGAGUUGGCCCUAUCCCGAAGUUCAUAUGGAUGGGUAUAAUGAAACCAAAGCUAUUGCAGAAACCGCAGUGAUGAAAGCGAAUGAUCCUGAAAAUGGGUUCAGAACAAUAUGUUUGAGACCAGCGGGGAUAUUUGGUCCUGGAGAUCGGCAAUUGGUCCCUGGAUUGAAGGCAAGCGCCGAAUUGGGACAAUCCAAGUAUCAAUUGGGCGAUAAUAAUAACUUGUUCGAUUGGACUUAUGUUGGCAAUGUUGCCGAUGCUCAUGUUUUAGCAGCAAAGAAAUUAUUGAAUCAAGACACCAGGGACAAAGUAAGCGGAGAAACGUUUUUCAUUACCAAUGAUUCACCUACAUAUUUUUGGACAUUGGCAAGAACAGUAUGGAAAAACGACGGGUACAUUGAUAAAUAUUAUAUAAAAUUGAGUCGACCUGUAGCUAUAUGUUUAGGUUAUAUUUCAGAAUUUGUUUCCAAGCUUUUAAGGAAAGAACCAGGUAUCACUCCGUUUAGGGUUAAAGUUGUUUGUGCGGUAAGAUACCAUAAUAUCAGCAAAGCUAAGAGAUUAUUAGAUUAUGAGCCAAAAGUGGAUUUAGAAACGGGAAUCAUUAAUACCUUAGACUGGAUGAAUGAGAAAUUAUAG